AUGGGUCUUGCAACGGAACUGGGUAUUCUGAUGAUUCACAUCUACUUUGUCAUCGUCCAUACAAUUUUUGUAAUCAUCAAUUACUUCGUUAAAAAACGCUCCGUGCCUGCUCCAUUUGAUGACGUCGUAAUGCUCAGUGCUACAGAUGCAGUGAAGAAAAUCAAAAGAAGAGAGCUUCUUCGACGACGACCGCUCUACGGUGUCCCAUUCAGUUGUAAAGAUUCGAUUGAGAUCAACGGUCAAAUCGUUACUACUGGGUCGUACUACCGACGAAAUCAUCGUUGUACGAAAACUGGUCUUGCUGUCCAAAGGAUGCAAGAUGCGGGUGGCAUCCUGAUAGCGAUCACCAAUGUGCCUGAACUUUGUGCCUGGAUCGAAACUACGAACACAGUUUACGGUAGAACGAGAAAUCCAUAUGAUCUUCGGCGUAUAGUUGGUGGAAGUAGUGGUGGUGAAGGAGCACUGCUCAGUGCAGCUGGCACUCCGGUGGGCGUUGGUAGCGACGUCGGGAUUAUUCCAAUUGAUGGUCAUGCCCCCGAACCUUCGGGUUACAAAAGGCAGAUGCUUCGAGAAGGACCGAUGUGUCGGUACGUUGAGGAUAUUCCCCUGUUGUACGAGAUUAUGGCCGGUGAAAGGUUCAAAGAAAUGCAUAUGGACGAGCACGUUGACUUCAAAAAGUGCCGAGUUUUCUACAUGCUUGGAAUUCGACAUCCACUUGUUGAGCCCCUGGGAGAUGUUAUGAAGGAAACACUCUUGAAAGCUGUAUCCCAUUUUGAGAGCACAUUUGGUCUAGAAGGAAUAGGUCUCGACUUGCCGCUGACAUUAUAUGAGCCUGAAUUCUAUUCAGCAAGUUCAGAGGGAAACUUAGAGCUCUCCAGGAAAGCAUUGAGUUUCGAGGGCGAUGCCGGCCAGUUAAACGUUUGGAAAGAACUACCAAAAGUGCUUACCGGGCAGUCCCAUCACACGGCGGCCGUUCUUCUUAUCACAUUCAUGGAAUCACUGCAUAAACAUGGUAACGAGGAGUCCAAUGAAAAGUAUAUUCGAAUACGCGAUCGAUUGAAGCGACAAAUUGUCGAAACGCUGGGAAACAACGGAAUACUCUUCUUUCCCUCAUGGUCCAGACCUGCCCCAUUUCAUCGUGAGCCACUUUUCGCCGUCUUGAACACUGCCUAUACGGCCCUGUUCAAUGCUCUUGCACUGCCCGUCGUUCAAUGCCCCAUGGGUCUUGACAAAAAUGGUAUACCUCUUGGAGUACAGAUUGUAGCUGCCCCAGGAUGUGAUCGACUGCUAAUAGCUGCGGCAAACGAGAUCAACGCGGCAUUUGGAGGAUGGAGGCCAGCUUGGGAACAGCCGGAACAGCCAGCAGAAAAGAAACUGGCAGAACCCCAAAGCAACUAUAGUCUUCUGUAG
Haemonchus placei is the source of this 1410-nucleotide messenger RNA. The record is from the annotation of a GenBank genome assembly. Lineage: Eukaryota; Metazoa; Nematoda; Chromadorea; Rhabditida; Trichostrongylidae.